UUGGACGUUUUGAUAUGGCUGGCUGAUUACCGAAGUUUUUGUUCAUCAGUAACUCCAUUAUUGCGGGUUGUAUUCGGUGUGUUUUUUACAUUAAGACUUCAUCACGGGUAUGUUACUAUUCUAUCCUACAUCGCCCCGACGAGUUGAUUUGAGCGGAAAAACUGACCUCAUUGGCUCCGAUCAGCUCAGCUUGAAAACAGCUUUAUACAACAACAGCAAUUUGAUUCGGAUUUAGCUUGCAUCAUCAGAAGGAUGAUUUACCUCUGACCUUUGACCUGGGCUCCCUCUAGGCAUCAUGCCUGUUUACAGUAAAUGGAUUGGCACAAUCAUCGACCACAACGGGCUCAAGUACAUCUGUUUCAAUCACAUGGUGACGACGUACAUCUUAACCAGCAUGGUGAUGUUUCUUAUGACUCUCAUCAACAUGAUGUCUUCUCCUCGUCUUGCCUCUAUCGCUAUGUCCGCUCUUGUUUCUCUUUUCAUCCUGAUGCUGUCCAUCAAGUUUGCAUACCAAGUGGCGCAUGGCUUCAAGACUCAGUUUGAACUCCACUGAAAAUCAAAGUCUCUCUAGAGAGAGGAUCUGGUCAUUUAUUUAUCUACUAGUGAAUAAAAGACUAUGCUUCCCCUUUAUGUUCAACUGACAGAAACAAGGGUUGACAAUUUUAGUAUCAAGCACAUUUUCUUCAACUUUCUCCUGUCCUCUUGCAUCUCUAGCUGCCUCAUCCUGUUCAUGUUGGCGAUAGUCAACGCCGGUACUCCACGUCUUACCGUCGGUGCUAUGCUCUCUCUCAUGACUCUUCUUGUACUUACCUUAUCCAUCGAGUGCGCUCAUAAUAUCAUCUUCUGGUUACUCGUCAGCCACGAGAUUCAAGGUGUCCUUGAGCAGCGGAGUUUGUGACCAACAUGAGUUCCUCUUCCCAGGUGGACUCCGAUAGUAUCGGGAUGGCGAGCUCCGUCGAUGAAAAUGAAUCUCCUUCCAUCUCACAGACGAUGACUUUUCUCGUCGAUGCGGAAAUGCACGAAUCGGCAAUCAUAGAGAUGCUGCCGGACACCGGGGAUUGCCCGGUGUACGGACUCGUCUUGUGCUGCUGGAACAACAUCCUCGGCCCGCAUUCUAAAUGCGUGUGGCUCACCGAAGACAAACAAAAAUUCACCCGGGAUCAUAUCCACUACUUAUCUACGCGUAUGUUGACGUCUUGCGAGCAGCCACAGUCCACCAUUGACUCAAAGAUUCUGAUUCUUCCAGAUCGUGGGAUCGUCGUUGCGGUGUUUUUAUUCAGCGGGCAUGACCGGGAUGAGAAGACUAUCUUUGCGCUGUCGUUGGUCAUACCACACGAGGAGUACACGUGGUAUCUACCCAUUCAUGAGAUGUGCUCAGAAAGAUUAACUGGCAUGAUAAGGAAACUCAGGGUUCUACAAGACAAAAACAAAGAUGAAUUACAGACUACUGGCUCUGCGCUAGAGGCGUUCAGUGCAGAGGUACCGUCUUUUAUUCAACUUGUGACUUUGCUCAAGACUCAUGGUGUGUCCUCAAGGAUGGAGCUGCGAGACACGGUUUUUGCUUCAGGGCAAGUCCGGCAACUUGACGUACAUUUUACAAGAAUAGCAAUAGGUUCACACCUUCAGAGCUGCGGCUGUUCAAUCAUCGUUGGAAACACUCCUGCUGAUGUGAAUUUGAUGAUAAGUACUCUUGCUAUCUUCCUUACUCCUUCCGAGCGACAAUGUUGCCUGUACCUGGAUAACAUGCCCAGGACCUACCAAAAAGAUGUCCUCAUCCAAGGAUUCGUCAAGGACUCGAUUAAUCUGGAUGAUUUCCUGCCUGUCAUCAUGACUAGUCAGUACCCCACCACCUUGAUAGAUAUGGUUACACUAGAAGUGAGACAGACACUACGCUACAAUGAGCAUGCAUUUAGACGCCAUGAAACCAUGAGUCAAGAGCUACGGAGCCUCUGGUUAGGCAGUGAUAAACCAAUGCUCUAUACCCCAAUAUUCCACUUCUCCCUGAAGCCUGAGGUGGAGACAAUUGUGGAGACUUUCUUGAAAGAGAUAUUAAUGUUGCAGUCUUCACAAUGUGGAGUGAGGGAGGCCUUCAUUGAAGAGUUCCUCCACAUGCUGGAUAGGAAAGCUCUGUCUCUCAUCAAAUAUGUAGAGGAAGAAACUAACCGUGGCAACAAGCCAAAUCGUCUGGCAGUCCGGCACCUGAAGCACGACCUUCACUUGACCCCAGACGGAAACUUCCGCAUCGUCCUAGCUGCAGCGGAGAAGCUCAAACCAGGUAUUUACACGUUGGUUUGUGGUAACCCGGGGCAACCCAGGGACUCUUAUGCCGAUCUGGUGACCUAAUGUCGUCUAGUUUGUCAGAUUGUACCUGCCUGAAAUUCUGUAUUCUUGAGAAAACCGGAAAUUUUAAGGCGUUGAGAGCGAGUCCAAGAAACAACGACAACCGUUAUGGUGAAGUGAUUUUGAUGCAAUGGCAAAGUUACAUGUAAACUGCAGCAUUUUGAGAGAAAGUUUGCUCAUUUUACAGUAUACAACACUACUCAAAUACAGCUGAUUUAUAAACAAUGUUUAUUCAUGCAAACAGUACUUUAUUAUUGAAAACCAUGUAAACCGUGGUUGAGACUCCUGGGGAGACUGUUCACAGGAGCAUAAUCAGGUUACCAGCCAAAACACAAUGCAAUUUAAUAUACGACUUUUGACUUCUUCUAACGAUCCCUUAAAAACAAACCAAUCUUUCAAUGUUCUGAUGAGCAAAUUUGACAAGAUUCCUGAUUACUGAAACUUUGUUGAAUGUAAUUUUAAAUAUCUCCUUGAUUGUUGUACAAAAUUUCCCCGAUUGUCGUACAAAAUCUCUCCGAUUGUCGUACAAAAUCUCUCAGAUUGUCGUACAAAAUCUUUCCGAUUGUUGUACAAAAUCUCAACGAUUGUUGUACAAAAUCUCCCUGAUUGUGGAAAUUUUGUCCCUAUUAUGUUGAAUGUAAUUUUAAAUAUCUCCUUGAUUGUCGUACAAAGUCUCCUCAAUUGUUGUACAAAAUCUCCCUGAUUAUGUUAAUUUUCCCCCUAUGAUGUCAAAUCUACUCAUAAUAUCUCCCCAAUCGCAAGAUGCAAAUGUUGGCAACUAUGAGCGAGUUCGAGUGGGCACAUUUAGUCCACCAGUGGUCGACCACAGACUAGCAAUGCACAUGCGCAGUGACGUACUCACCCGAACGACU
Asterias rubens (European starfish) is the source of this 3212-nucleotide messenger RNA. RefSeq names its product guanine nucleotide exchange C9orf72-like. Gene Ontology annotation, molecular function: guanyl-nucleotide exchange factor activity. The coding region runs from base 904 to 2343 and encodes 479 amino acids. NCBI's taxonomy places the organism in Eukaryota, Metazoa, Echinodermata, Asteroidea, Forcipulatida, Asteriidae. Gene Ontology annotation, biological process: autophagy; endocytosis. The transcript has 11 exons. Gene Ontology annotation, cellular component: autophagosome; endosome. The record is from RefSeq and is a predicted model, not a curated record.